Gorilla gorilla gorilla (western lowland gorilla) is the source of this 10667-nucleotide messenger RNA. Its product is annotated as glyceraldehyde-3-phosphate dehydrogenase-like. The transcript has a single exon. Gene Ontology annotation, cellular component: cytosol. The record is from RefSeq and is a predicted model, not a curated record. Gene Ontology annotation, biological process: glycolytic process. The coding region runs from base 8500 to 9507 and encodes 335 amino acids. Gene Ontology annotation, molecular function: NAD binding; glyceraldehyde-3-phosphate dehydrogenase (NAD+) (phosphorylating) activity. NCBI's taxonomy places the organism in Eukaryota, Metazoa, Chordata, Mammalia, Primates, Hominidae.
AAAUGAGUAACUGAUAUAUUAUUAUUUGAGUUCCUCUCUACCUAAGGAAAAACAUUCCCUGGGAAUAGGCUGCUACUCAGUAGGCUAAAGGAUCUCUACUUGUGUCAUAAAAAUUAAUUUUGCUUCUUGAAAAAUAAAUUGUUAUUGAUUUCACACAUUUAGGGAUUUCUGGUCAUACUGUAAUUUAAUAAUAUAAGUAGCUUGUUAACAUCAUCAAAAUGUGUUUGUUGAGCACUUUGAUGAUGUGUACAUGUGCCAGACAGAGCUGUUCUACCAAGUUCUCCCUGCCUUCCUCCAGUCCUCUCAAGUAUCAUUUUCUCUUUCUGUGCACAUCUUUAGUGAAGAAAAUGAUGGUCUUUAGGAAGACCUUGCUAAAAUAAAAUAUUCAGCCUCAGGAAAAAACAAAGUAAGAAAUAGGGUCACUUGAUGGCUACUGGAAUUGUGGUCCUAGGUAAUUUGUGAGCUUAUUCUUACUGUAGCAUAUGAUAUGCAUUCCUUUAAUGUAAAUAACUCUAAAAGCAUGUUAUUUUCCAGUAAUGAAAGAAUCAUGGUGCCUCAUAAGCUCUUGUUCACUUGGGGGAGUGUUCAGGAAUCUCCCAGAUUUGACACCAGAAGAGGCAAGGUCAAAGCAAUUAGGCUGCACUGGUAUCUUCAGAGAAGAUGCCCUUACUGCCCUGUGCUGACUGUGGUCUCCCCAAGGCUGAGUCUAGAUUGCUGUCACCCUGUCAACUUAUUUGUCAUUGUGAAGACAACAGGGAACUGGCAAUUAGUUUGGGGGUAGAAGAGUUUGUAGGAGAAUAGAAGCAUUUAAAAGAAUCUUUGUGGGAGAAUAAUAAAGAUAAUAAAUAUGAGCUCCAUUUCUUUGCAUGAGAUCAGAGAGACAGGAAAAUAUAAUGGAGAUGAUGUAUACAAUUUCUGGUUGAAGGAUCUGUCUAUUUCAUCAUUUGGAGAGCCACAUGAGUGCAUGUCUUAGAUGGUCUGUCUGCUAUUCUUUCUGGCCAGAAGAAGGAAAGCCAGGAAGCACUGGGAAUCACAGGCUGCGACACCAAAGUCAACUCUCAGACAUCCCGGGACUAAGGAUCGGUGAACAUUUGGAUGGGCCUCCAUUUGUUCAACAUAUAUUGAUUGUGUACCCUCUUCAAGCUGAACGCUUUGUUAGAUACCUGGGGAAAUCAUGGUGAAUAAGAUGGACACAGUCCUUGUCCCUGUGGAGCUGAUGGGAGUCACAGGAGAGAGCAACAUGAAACUUGUACUUACACACCUAAUUAUUGAGUUACAUUUAUGCUAAGUGCUGUGAAAGGGAAAUGAGUGUCCAAGAAGACAUAACAGAGUGCACAGAAAACAUGCUGGCAGAGACCUAAAGCUUCCAUAGAAGUGGCCGGUGAUGAUGGGGAACUGCAUUCCAUUCAGGUUAAUGACAUGAGUUGUUUCUUUGUAAAGCUAGAGGUUUCUCAAGCCUUGCUCCCCUUGAAAUCUUGAACUACGGCUGCUAACAAUUAGAUACAUUGUAAAUUUGAAAAUAUAUGCUCCCCCAUUUUUUUCCAAGCCCUCUAUGGAGAAACUUGCAAGCUGUGAAAUGGUCUAAAGACAGCAUGAAAAAAAAAUUGCACAGAAAAUUCACAGCAGUUUAAUUAGUCUCUAAUUUUACUGGGCAGUCCAGUAAAAUUCAUUGGAACAAUUUGAAUUUUUUGGGGGGGCACUUGAUUUUAAAACCCUAAUAACCUCAUCCUCUAUUACAAAUUAAGUGGCUCAGGGUGCUAUUUAGCUAUUGUCAUUGAAAUGUCACAGAAGAAUCCAAGUAAGGGAAGAGAUCCAUUUAUCUUUCUCUGCUAUGCCUUUUAAACGCUUUCAUCAAAACAAUAGCAAGAAUAAUAUUUUAGGUAAUUUUAGAUAAUAUGGAAGACAUUACAGGACAUACCUAUAGUGCCAGAAGAGAAUUUAUAACACUCUUGUGACCCACCUUAAUAUUAAGCCCCCUGUAGGCUGGUCUGAAACCUUUUGUGGAUGCUCUUCAAAAGUAGGACACUAAAAUCCUAAUUUUCAUUUAAGAGCAUAUACACAUAUUGUAUUUAAAAUGUUACACACCUGGUAUUUUGCCCACCCUGCUUGUCAGCCUUGAGGAGCUAUGGGAGCUUGUCCAACAGUAAUUAAUGCAAAUGGUCUUUUGGAGCUGAGUUUUCCAUUGUGAUUUUCAACAUUUGUAUGUUUCAGAAAUCUGCCUACUGUACUAUAAAUGCAUUCUUAUGCAAAUUGCUACCAUCAUAUGGCCCAAUUUCUUAGUAUGAGGAGCAUGAAACUUUUAAUUACAUGUCACUGUUUUAAAACUUUCCAUUUCUUUUCAGACUUAUAUAUUCUACUAGCUAUGUUACAUUGAAGAAAUACCAAAUACCAAGAGUAGUAUUUGAUGUGUUUGAAGUGAAGUCUUCAAGGGGUGUAUUAUUUGAAGACAGUAGUUCUUCAUGGGGUGUAGUAAAAGAUGCAAGAAUAAGAAGAAAAUGAAUGCAACCUAAUUCAUCCAUGGCUGGAUUCACUAGCACAGAGCUUAUCAUCCAUAGGUUUUAUCUUAGUCUAUUCAAGCCACUAUAAAAAAUUUAAGACUGAGAGGCUUAUAAACAACAAACAUUUAUUUCUCACAGUUCUGGAGGCUGGAACAUCCAAGAUCAAGGCACUGGAAGGAGACAAAUGCCAGUCAUCAAUUCUGUAAGAUAACUGGAGAAGAGUGACAUAUUUAUUUGGCAUUGCAGAGCCUUCACAUCUUUCAUCUUUAACCCACCAGUCAGCAAAUUUCUGUUGAGAACCACUUUGGGCCCACACUUUGCUAAUCAAUAGUCACCCAACCAGCCUAGCUGAUGUGAGGGAUGAGGGGAAAGCCCUCUAGCUUGCCCCCCACCCCCAACUGUUGGUGGUAGCCUUUCACCUUUCAAAUGCCAGCCUGGACCUGUUAUUCUCUUGCCUAGGACCCUGCAGCAGCUCUCAUUGCCCUUUUGUGUAGGCCUGGAAUGGGGUGAUUCUGAUGGUGAUGGCCCUCUUUACACAGCUGCUGUGGCCCAGAGUCACCCAGCAGAGGCCCAGCCUGCCUCAGCUGCCAGCAUGCACUGCUUUGUGCCUACAACCUGGGAAAAACAUGGCAAGUUGUAGACUCUUUUUUAAAGAGUGGUCUACACAUGUUUGGGUUAAAAGCCACGUUGGACAUAUUUCUUUCUCUACAUGAUUUGCAUUCAAAGGAAUGGAACAACUUUAUUAAUAAUCUACAGUGUGAAUUGUCAGUUUCUAUCACAGAAUUUGGAUGGCAUGGGGAACAAGGAAUGAGCUUUGAAGUUAGACCGAGAUUACCACUAAUUGCUGUGUGACCCUGAUUCAAUUAUUUAACUUCUCUGAUCCUUGAAUUCCUCAUUGGAAAAAGGAAAAUAACACCAACUUCAUUCAUUAAUGACUGGAUACACUAGUACAGUGCGUAUAAUCCAUAGGUUUAUCUUAGUCUGUUCAGGCUGCUUUAAUAAAAUACCAUAAACUGGGUGGCUUAUAAACAAUAAACAUUUAUUUCUAAUAAUUAUGGCUGGGAAUUCCAAGAUGAAGGCAUGGGAAGAUUUAAUAUCUGGUAAGAGACCAUUCCUCAUAGAUGGUGCCUUCUUGCUGUGUCCUCACCUGGUAGAAGGUGCAAAUGAGCUUUUGGGGGCCUAUUUUAUAAAAGCACUAAUCUGAUUCCUGAGGGAUUCACUCUCAUGAUUUAAUCACCUCCCAAAGGCCCCACCUUCCAUACCAUCACAUUAGAAAUUAGAUUUCAGAGAUGGAUCCAAGAUGGCCAGUUAGAAGCAGCUGCAGUCUCCAGCACUCAGAGGAAUGAAAAGGGGCAAGUGAAUUCAGCACCUUCAGUUUGAAAUAUCCAGAUUCUCACAAUGGGACUGACUAGGCAAACAACACAAACCAGAGAAUGAAGAAAAGCUGGGGCUGCUGACGGCCCACCCAGGAGUGGCACAGAGCCAAAGGAACCCCCACCCCCAGCCAAGGGAACCAGUGAGUGGUUGUGCAACCCCACCUGGAAAACCAUGCUUCUCCCAUGGGUCUUUGCAACCCAAAGAUCAGGAGAUCCCCUUGUGAGCCCAUGCCUUCAGGGCUUUGGGUCUAUACACAGAGCUGUGUGGAGUUUUGGCAGAGCAGCCACUCAGGCACACACACAGUCCCAGGAGUGUCACAUACUCUAGCCCUGGGAUCCCUGGGAAGAUGGGAAUUCCAUCCAUACAUAUCCCUAGGAAGGGAGCUGAAUCCAGGGUGCCAAGCAAUGUCAUUUUGUGGGCCCCAUUUCCAUGGCACCUCACAACUUAAGAAUCACUAGCUUAGAGUCCCAGUCAGCCCAGCACUGGGUUGGAGUCUCCCUGAGAUGGAUUCAAGUUCCUGCGGGAGGAGGCAGCCACCAUCUCUGUGGUUCAGUUGACUCAGCUAUGCCAGCCUGCUGACUUUGGAGAAGACAGGCGGUCCAGAUGAGGAAGGGUCCCUCCAAUGCAGCACACUUGCUCUACCAGACAGCAGCCAAACUGCUUCUUUGGGUGGAUCCCUGAUACCAUUCCUCCUGACUGGGUGAGACCUCCCAACUGGGGUCUCUAGCCACCUCCUACAGGUACAUGCAGGCUGGCAGUAGGUCAGUACCCCCUGGGAUGGAGCUUCCAGAGGAAGGAGCUGGCUGCCAUCUUUGCUGUUCUGUGCUCUUCACUGGUGAUAACCACAUAUGGGAGAAACUGAGGCAACUAAGAUCUGGAGCAGACCCCCAGAAAACCAUAGCAGCCCUACAGUAGAAUGGCCUGACUGAUAAAAUAAAAACAAAUAAACAGAAAACAACAACAUCAACAAAAAAGACCCCACAAAAACCUCAUUCAAAGGUCAGCAACCUCAAAGAUCAAAGGUAGAUAAGCCCACAAAGAUGAGAAAGAAUCAAUGCAAAAAUGCUGAAAACUCAAAAAGCCAGAGUGCCUCUUCUCCAAAUAACUGCAGCACCUCUGCAGCAAGGACACAGAACUGGGCUGAGGCUAAGAUGGCUGAAUUGACAGAAGUAGGCUUCAGAAGGUGGGUAAUAACAAACUUAGCUGAGCUAAAGGAGCAUGUUGUAACCCAAUGCAGAGAAACUAAGAAUCAUGAUAAUACUGGAGCUGAUAGCUAGAAUAGCCAGUUUAGAGAGGAAUAUAAUUGGCCUGAUGGAGCUGAAAAACAACAUGACAAAUUCACAGUGUAAUCACAGCAGAAUGGACAGAGGAGGAAAGAAUCUCAGUGCUUAAAGAUUAUCUUUCUGAAAUAAGACAGGCAAACAAGAAUAGAGAAAAAAGAAUGAAAAGCAAUGAACAAAACCUCUGAAAAAUAUGAGAUUAUGUAAAGAGAGCAAACCUAUGACUGAUUGGGGUACCUGAAAAAGAUGGGGAGAAUGGAACCAAGUUGGAAAACAUACUGCAGGAUAUCAUCCAGGAGAAUUUCCCCAGCCUAGCAAGACAUGCCAACAUUCAAAAUCAGGAAAUGCAGAGAAUCCCAGUAAGAUACUCCAUGAGAAGAUCAACCCCAAGACACAGAAUCAUCAGAUUCUCCAAGAUUAAAUGAAAGAAAAAAUGUUAAGGGUAGCCAGAGAGAAAGGCUAGGUCACCUACAAAGGGAAACCCAUUAGACUAACAGUAGACUUCUCAGUAGAAAAUCUACAAGCCAGAAGAGAUUGGAGGCCAGUAGUCAACAUUCUUAAAGAAAAGAAUGUCCAACCCAGAAUUUCAGAUCUGGCCAAACUAAGUUUCAUAAGUGAAGGAGAACUAAGAUCCUUUACAGACGAGCAAAUGCUUAGGGAAUUCAUCACCACCAGGCCUGCCUUGCAAGAGCUCCCAAAGGAAGCACAAAAUAUGGAAAGGAAAAACCAAUACCAGCCACUACGAAAACACACUGAAGUACACAGAGCAGGGACACUAUGAAGCAACCACAUAAAAAAAAGUUUGAAAAAUAACCAACUAGCAUCAUGAUGACAGGAUCAAAUUUACACAUAACAAUACUAAUCUAAAAUGUAAACAUGCUAACUGCCCUGAUUGAAAGGCACAGAAUGGCAAGCUGGAUAAAGAGCCAAAACCCAUCAGUAUGCUGUUUUCAAGAGACCCAUCUCACAUGAAAAGACACACAUAGGCUCAAAAUAAAGGGAUGGAGGAAAUUUUACCACACUAAUGGAAAAAAGAAAAAGAGCAGAGGUGGUAAUCCAGUUUCUGACAAAACAGACUAUAAACCAACAAAGAUAAAAAAAAGAUGAAGGGCAUUACAUAAUGGUAAAGGGUUUAAUUCAACAAGAAGAGCUAACUAUUCUAAAUAUAUAUGCACCCAAUACAUAAGCAUGCAGAUUCAUAAAGCAAGUUCUCAGAGACCUGCUAAGGGACUUAAACUCCCACAGAAUAAUAGUGGGAGACUUUAACACCCCACUGACAAUAUUAGACAGAUUAUCAAGACAGAAAAUUAACAAAGAUAUUCAGGAUCUGAACUCAGCCCUGGAUCAAGUGGACUUGAUAGGUAUCUACAGAACUGUCCACUCAAAAACAACAGAAUAUACAUUCUUCUCAUCACCACAUGGCAUUUACUCUAAAAUUGAUCACAUAAUCAGAAGUAAAACACUUCUCAGCAAAUGUAAAAAAAAAAAACAAAUCAUAACAGUCUUUCAGACUACAGCACAAUCAAACUAGAAUUCAAGAUUAAGAAACUCACUGAAAACUUAAAAACUACAUAGAAAUGGAACAACCUGCUUCUGAAAGACUCUUGGGUAAAAAUGAAAUUAAGGCAGAAAUCAAGAAUUUCUUUGAAACUAAUGAGAACAAAGAGGCAAUGUACCAGAAUCUCUGGGUUGCAACUAAAGCAGUAUUAAGAGGGAAAUUUAUAGCACUGAAUGUCCAUGUCAAAAAGCUAGAAAGAUUGUAAGUUAACAACCUAACAUCUCAAAUAAUAGAAGUAGAGAACCAAAAGCAAAUAGACCCCAAAGCUAGCAGAAGACAAGAAAUAACCAAGAUCAGAGCAGAACUGAAGGAGACACAGACAUGAAAAAACCUGUUAAAAAAUCAACAAAUCCAGAAGCUAGUUUUGUGAAAAAAAAGUAAUAAAGAGACAGGCUGCUGGCUAGACUAAUAAAGAAGAAAAGAGUGAAGAAUCAAAUAAACAAUCAGAAAUGAAAAGGGGAAUAUUACCACUGACCCUACAGAAAUACAAACAACUAUCAGAGAAUACUAUAAAUAUCUCUAGGCACAUAAACUAGAAAAUCUAGAAGAAAUGAAUAAAUUCUUGGGCGCAUACACCCUCCCAAGACUGAACUAGGAAGAAAUUGAAUCCCUGAAUAGACCAAUAACAAGUUCUGAAACUGAGGCAGUAAUAAAUAGCCUACCAAACUAAAAAAACCCGUGACCAGAUGGAUUCACAGCUAAAUUCUACUAGAUGUACAAAGAAGAACUGAUACCAUUGCUACUGAAACUAUUUCAAAAAAUUGAAGAGGAGGGACUCCUUCCUAACUCAUUCUAUGAGGCCAGCGUUAUCCUGAUAAGAAAACCUGGCAGAGAUACAGCAAAAAGAGAAAACUUCAGGCCAGUAUCCUUGAUGAAUAUUGAUGCAAAAAUCCUCAGGAAAAUACUGGCAAACUGAAUCCAGCAGCACAUCAAGAAGCUUAUCCACCAUGAUCAAGUUGGCUUCAUCCCAGGAUGCAAGGUUGGUUCAACAUAUGCAAAUCAAUAAAUGUGAUUCAUCACAUCAAUGGAACUAAAGACAAAACCCUCAUGAUUAUCUCUAAUAGAUUCAGAAAAGACCUUUAAUAAAAUUCAACAUUCCUUCAUGUUAAAAACUCUCGAUAAACUAGGUAUUGAAGGAACAUACCUCAGAAUAAUAAGAACCAUAUAUGACAAAUGCACAGUCAAUAUCCUACUGAAUAAGCAAAAGUUAGAAGCAUUGUUCUUGAAAACUGGCACAAGACAAGGAUGCCCUCUCUCACCACUCCUAUUCAACAUAGUAUUGGAAGUUCUAGCCAGGGCAAUCAGGCAAGAGAAAGAAAUAAAGAUUAUUCAGAUAGGAAGAGAUGAAGUCAAAUUAUCUUUGUUUGUAGGUGACAUGAUCCUAUAUCUAGAAAACCCCAUCAUCUCAGCCCAAAAGUUUCCUAAGCUGAUAAGCCACUUCAGCAAAGUCUCAGGAUAUAAAAUCAGUCUGCAAAAAUUGCUAGCAUUCCUAUACACCAACAACAGGAAAGCAGAGAGCCAAAUUAUGAAUGAACUCCCAUUCACAAUUACUACAAAAAGAAUAAAAUGCCUAGAAAUACAGCCAACAAGACGAAUGAAGGACCUCUUCAAGGAAAACUACAUACCACUGCUCAAGGAAAUCACAGAGGACACAAACAAAUGGAAAAACAUUCCAGGCUCAUGGAUAGAAAGAAUCAAUAUCAUGAAAAUGGUCGGCUCCCUGCUUCUCCUGUUCGACAGACAGCCACAUUUUCUCUUGCAUUGCCAGCCACAUCCCUGAGACAUCAUGGUGAAGGUGAAGGCCAGAGUCGACAGAUUUGGUCAUGUUAGGUGUCUGGUCACCAGGGCUGCUUUUAACUCUGCUAAAGUAGAUAUUAUGGCCAUCAGUGACCCCUUCAUUGACCUCAACUACAUGGUGUACAUGUUCCAGUAUGGUUCUACCCAUGGCAAAUUCCAUGGCACUGUCAAGGCUGAGAACAGGAAGCUUGUCAUCACUGGAAAUCUCAUCACCAUCUUCCAGGAGCGAGAUCCCUCCAAAAUCAAAUGGGGUGAUGCUGGCACUGAGUACAUUGUGGAGUCCACCAGCAUCUUCAUCAUCACGGAGAAGUCUGGGGCUCACUUGCAGGGAGGAGCCAAAAGGGUCAUCCUUUCUGCCCCCUCUGCCAACACCCCAAUGUUUGUGAUGGGCGUGACCCAUGAGAAUUAUGACAGCAGCCUCAAGAUCAUCAGCAAUGCCUCCUGCACCAUGAAUUGCUUAGUGCCCCUGGCCAAAGUCAUCUGUGACAAUUUUGGCAUCAUGGAAGGACUCAUGACCACAGUCCAUGCUGUCCCUGCCACCCAGAAGACUGUGGAUGGACCAUCCAGGAGACUGUGGUGUGAUAGCCAUGGGGCUCUCCAGAACAUCAUCCCUGCCCCUAGCGACGCUGCUAAGGCUAUGGCCAAGGUCAUCCCUGAGCUGAAUGGGAAGCUCACUGGCAUGGCCUUCUGUGUCCCCACUGCCAACUUGUCAGUUGUGGAUCUGACCUGCUGUCUUGAAAAACCUGCCAAAUAUGAUGACAUCAAGAAGGUGGUAAAGCAGGUGUCAGAGGGCCCCCUCAAGGGCAUCCUGGGCUACACUGAGUACCAGCUUGUCUCCUCUGAUUUCAACAGUGACACCCACUCUUCCACCUUCGACGCUGGGGCUAGCAUUGCCCUCAACGACCACUUUUUCAAGCUCAUUUCCUGGUAUGACAAUGAAUUUGGCUACAGCAACAGGGUGGUGGACCUCAUGGCCCACAUGGCCUCCAAGGAGUAAGACCCCCAGACCACCAGCCCCAGUGAGAGCACAGGAGGAAGAGAGAGGCCUUCACUGCUGGGGGACACUUAGUCCCCCUCCACACUGAGAAUCCCCCCUCCUCAGAGUUUCCAUGCAGAUCUCCUGAAGAGGGAGGGGCCUAGGGAGCCCCACCUUGUCAUGUACCAUCAAUAAAGUCCCCUGUGCUCAGUCAAAAAAAGAAAAAGGAAAUGGUCAUACUGCCCACAGUAAUUUAUAGAUUCAAUGCUAUCCCAUUAAACUACCAUUGACAUUCUUCACAGAAUGGAACCAAAAAAGAUCCUGAAUAGCCAAGACAAUUCUAACCAAAAAGAACAAAGCUGUAGGCAUCAAGCUACCCGACUUCAAACUACACUGCAAGACUACAGUAACUAAAACAGCAUGGUACUGGUACAAGAACAGACACAUAGACCAAUGGAAUAGAAUCAUAUACUCAGAAAUAAGACCACAUGCUUCCAGCCAUCUGAUCUUCAACAAACUUUACAAAAGUAAGCAAUGGGGAAAGGAUUCCCUAUUUAAUAAAUGGUGCUGGGAGUGCUGGCUAGCCAUAUGCAGAAAAACGAAAAUGGACCCCUUCCUUUCACCAUAUACAAUAUUAACUCAAGAUGGAUUAAAGACUUAAAUGUAAAACUCAAAACUAUAAAAACCUUAGAAGAAAAUCUAGGCAAUACCAUUCAGGACAUAGGCACGGGCAAAGAUUUCAUGAUGAAAACACCAAAAGCAAUUGCAACUAAAGCAAAACUUGACAAAUGAGAUCUAAUUAAAAAGAGCUUCUGCACGGCAAAAGAAACCAUCAUCAGAGUGAACAGGCAACCUACAGAUUGGGAUAAAAUUUUUGCAAUCUAUCCAUCUGACAAAGGUCUAAUAUCCAGAGUCUACAAGGAACUUAAACAAAUUUAUAAGAAACAACCCCAUUAAAAAGUAAGCAAAGAACAUUAACAGACACUUCUCAAAAGAAGACAUACAUGUAGCCAACAAACAUAUGAAAAAAACCUGAACAUCACUGAUCAUUAGAGAAAUGCAAGUCAAAACCACAACGAGAUACCAUCUUAUGGCAGUCAAAGUGGCUACUAUUACAAAGUUAAAAACAAAACAAAACAGGUUCUGGUGAGGUUGUGGAGACAAAGGAGCACUUUUGCAUA